AUAAUUAGUGCAGAGAGCCUAUAAAUACUUGGAUCUUCUUCAGAGGUGCCUUGGUCUCUCUUAUUGCUUAACACAAAUUCAGAAGAAACAUCCUAGAAAAAGAGAGAAAAUGUUUGCUGGAGAAAAUGGUUUGCAAGGAGACCCGAGAUUGAAGGCAAUAUCAGAUGCCAUAAGAGUAGUCCCUCAUUUUCCUAAACUAGGAAUUAUGUUUCAAGACAUAACAACACUGUUACUUGAUCACAAAGCUUUCAAAGACACUCUGGAUAUUUUUGUUGAUCGUUACAGAGAUAUGGGUAUCUCUGUUGUUGCUGAUGUUUUUGCAGGAGUAGAAGCUAGAGGCUUUCUGUUUGGGCCUUCAAUUGCAUUGGCUAUUGGUGCUAAGUUUGUUCCUCUGCGUAAACCUAACAAAUUGCCUGGAGAAGUCAUUUCUGAAGAAUAUGUACUUGAAUAUGGAAACGAUUGUCUUGAGAUUCACGUUGGAGCUAUUAAAAAGGGAGAACGUGCUAUAAUCAUUGAUGAUUUGGUUGCUACUGGAGGAACACUCUCUGCAGCAAUAAGACUAUUAGAACGCGUUGGAGCUGAAGUUGUUGAAUGCGCAUGCGUCAUCGGGUUGCCUGAGCUUAAGGGACAGUUCAGGAUAAAUGGGAAGCCAUUGUACAUUCUUGUGGAGCCGCGUCAGUGAACAUAUUGAUCUGGGUAUAUGUCCAUGUUUCCUUGAUGCAAAAAGCUGAAAAUAUUAAGAUCAAGGCUUAGUUGAAUAAAGUAAUCACUAUUUUUUUUUUUGGAUAAUUGCAGCAGCCAGUAUAAUUCAUGUUCAUCUUAACAAAUUCACUUUCUCCAGUUUUACAGAAUUAUUUGUGCAAUUACAGCUGAAACACCCUCAUUAUGUGCUCCUCUGUUCUCUCCACCACUUUGAACAGAGCUCACAAGCUUUCUGAUACCAUAUUUUCUGUUUCGUUUUGUUUUGUUUUUCACUCGUGUAUGCACUUCCCUCUUGAAAAUGAUAUGCAUUUAGGCUUUGGGUUUCAUGUUUACUUUGGUAAGUAUAAUUUGUGAUGUAUCUGUUGUAUCCCUUAAAUCAAGUUGCAUAUUUUACCAACA
This is a messenger RNA of Manihot esculenta (cassava), 1101 nucleotides long. Its product is annotated as adenine phosphoribosyltransferase 5. Gene Ontology annotation, cellular component: cytosol; cytoplasm. The coding region runs from base 110 to 682 and encodes 190 amino acids. Lineage: Eukaryota; Viridiplantae; Streptophyta; Magnoliopsida; Malpighiales; Euphorbiaceae. Gene Ontology annotation, biological process: adenine salvage. The record is from RefSeq and is a predicted model, not a curated record. The transcript has 6 exons. Gene Ontology annotation, molecular function: adenine phosphoribosyltransferase activity.